AUGCAAACAUCAAAUCAGAAAAACUUUGAUAUCAACACAAUUCUUUCUAUAAUCCCCUAUCCGCCGAAAAUUACUUCUCGGGAUCUAAUCAUGAGAGCAGGCGCAAGGCUUGAAAAAAAUGGAAAAAUAUCCAGAAUUCCUAAUGCAUUUAUCGCAUUUCGCAUGGAUGUCUGUCGCGAACUUCGCGCUAUUGGCGAUUAUAACAUGGGUCAACCUCAACUUUCUUUAAUAUGCAAGGCUUCAUGGGACAAUCAACCGGAAUAUGUCCGUAAGGCAUAUCAACAUAUUGCAGCAUCCGCAAGAAUUCUUUACAAAAGAAUGAUCCAGAAACGUAUGCAGCAAGGACAAAAUGAUAAAAAAGUGACAUUAUAUGAGCAGACGCCAUUUUUAGACGAUGAAAUGAAAGAAAGUCUUGAUUCCAAAGAUCAAUUUGAAAAUCUUUCUUUUGUAAAUAUGACCUCUUCCGAAAGGUUCGUUCAGGAUACAUCAAACACAGCAUCUGGUCAUGCUAUUCCUAAUUGGAUCCAUCAAAAUGAAAGUCCAAAUUCGACUAUUGAAGAAUCAUCAAAUUCAACUAACUUUGGGCAACCUGAAAUUAAUUCGAAUAUAACCCUUUCCGCUGAUUUACAAGAAACUUUUUCUACAGAAUUAUUCAACAAUGAACUUUCGUGUUUAGAAAGAGGCCAAACUUCAUAUUUUGACUCUUCUUUCGGCAACAUUAAUUUUGUUUCGAUGAAUUCGGAAAAUAUAAUGCAAUCACCGAGUCUUGAAUCUUUCGAUAACAGAAACUACGAAUUUCCUUUUGAUAACACUUUUUCUUCGACUUCUAAUAAUUUGAUUGAACCGCAACAACCAGGUCAACGAGAACAUCUAAAUAACAUUUUUAUUAUUGAAAAUUCCCAUGUACACGAUAAAUUUGACGAAGAAAACGAGAUUACCAAAUUGCGCUCAAAACAUCACGGAUUAGAAUUUAAUACGUUCGGCAAAAGUACGAAAAAAUACGAAAAAUCUGGUAUACCAUCGGACUGGGCAUACGAAUUAAUAACUCAAGCAGGUAAAUUGGGACUACACAAUACGAUAAGUAAACACGUAGGUCGUGUAUUAGGGUGUUAG
Ambispora leptoticha is the source of this 1113-nucleotide messenger RNA. The record is from the annotation of a GenBank genome assembly. NCBI's taxonomy places the organism in Eukaryota, Fungi, Glomeromycota, Glomeromycetes, Archaeosporales, Ambisporaceae.